AACAUCAGCAUUCAACUGAUACCUCAACAUGUUCCUUCGCAUCCUCGUCGCACUUUGCCUUGUGUCUGCCAUCAGCUCCAUCACCUUGCAACUCUGUCAAGAAUUCUGUGCUGGUGUCAAUGGUGGUGAAUCCUACGCAUACUGCUCUCCAUGGAUCAGUUUUGCCACUCAUACCAACAAGACUUGCUAUAAUCUCUGUGUUCAUAACUGUGCUGCUGUCUACGAUGGUUCCUGCACUACCGACCCUGACUUCAGAUGCUGCUUGAAAACCACACCAGCGAAGACUCAAGAAUUCAAGAGAAGUGGUUGCAACAAACUCUACAAUAAUCUUUAAAAAUGUAUCCGUUUCUUCAGUUGUGGCACAUAUUUAAUAAAAUCUUAUACAAAAC
This is a messenger RNA of Caenorhabditis elegans, 389 nucleotides long. It is a transcript of the gene nspc-1, whose product is annotated as Nematode Specific Peptide family, group C. The coding region runs from base 29 to 334 and encodes 101 amino acids. The transcript is spliced from 2 exons. NCBI's taxonomy places the organism in Eukaryota, Metazoa, Nematoda, Chromadorea, Rhabditida, Rhabditidae. The record is from RefSeq and is marked reviewed.